AUGCUUCGGGUUGGGAGGCUCAUCCGAGCAUCUUCCCUGCCCGGCCGUGACACCCCCGGCAGAAGCAGAACGGUGCCCAACUCCACAUGGGACGAAGCACUCGAGAUAAACCUGACCCUGAGGUUUCCCUGUGAGCCACACAUGGGGUUUCUUUCCAAGCUGGAGGUUCCGGGCAGAGAAAGGCAGGGUGAAAUGGGUGAAACGUUUGGUCUCGGGUUUGCCUCAGGCAACCCCUCAAGAAACCGGGUGAGAAAGGCGGGAGUAACGCUGGAGCUGGCUCCCGAGGAGGAGCAGAGAAUAAACAGCUGUAAAUCGGGGGAUUACUGUAAGCACGUUCAUCCCGUAGCAGGAGCACGGUUAAAGACCAGGCGCUUGGCUCAACUUCAGGACAUUUGGGAACGGCCUCGCCUGCCCCGGCCAGCGCUGGGGGGGGGACCUGCCCGUUGCCUCGUCCGACCGGGGGGUUUCUCAUCCCUCUCCUCAUCUUUUUUGGUCAAAGCAUCCCUUAGGAGAAGGCGACAGACAGGUGGUCCCGUGCCGGCCUCGGUGGCUUGUUCCCACCUUGGAUUUUCUCUUUCCCGGUGCGUGGGCAGCCCCGGUCUGGCACGGCGCUUCCCACCGCACGUGGCCCCGCUGGAUCCGUGCCAGCCUGGCGUGCCCGGCUCCAUCCCGACCGUCUUCGGGCUGCCCAGGGAUGAUGUAACCCGGGCCACCAUUGCUUCAGGAGGGACCGGACCCGGGGCAGAGCCGUCCCCCGGCCACACCGGUCAUCGGCUGCACGGGGCAGCCGCUGCCGCAAGCCGGGCUGCGGCGUCGGUUUGGUAG
This is a messenger RNA of Aquila chrysaetos chrysaetos, 825 nucleotides long. RefSeq lists its product as uncharacterized. The record is from RefSeq and is a predicted model, not a curated record. NCBI's taxonomy places the organism in Eukaryota, Metazoa, Chordata, Aves, Accipitriformes, Accipitridae. The transcript is spliced from 2 exons. The coding region runs from base 1 to 825 and encodes 274 amino acids.